CUCGUCAUUAUUACUAUGUCAAUGUGAUGGGAUUAGUGGGCUAUGGAGCAAGUUGAUAUUUUGGCGAAGCGAUUGAGAUGUCCAUCUACAGUAAUUGCAAAGGCAAAAGAAUACUUCAGACUCUCUCAGCUUAAGUAUAAAGGACUUACUGAUUUUUCUCUUGCAGCAAUAUGUCUUGAACUGUCUUGUCAUCAAUUAGGAGAGGCAGUUGAUAAAAAAAGAUGUCAACGUUUCAGUGGAUUGCAAGUAAAGCAGUAUCUUAAUUCGUAUCAGAAUAUUGAAAAAAUUCUGAAAAUACAAUCACGAACAACACUAAGAGAUAUAGCGCUUAGAAUUGGCUUGCCAGAAUUAGAAGCACCUGCAGGUCAGGUUUUAAAGAGUUAUCAAAAUCACCUGAAGUACAAGCAUGGAUCAGCUCGAUAUGAAGCGAUUGAUUUCUCUUCAUCUCUGUACACUGCUGCUGCUAUAUUCACUGCAUCAAAACUACUAAAGAUGAAAUGUGACAAAAGUAAACUCUUAGCAAUAUCAUCGAAUAAUAUGAAAACAUUUAAGAAUGUCAUGGAGGAGAUGCAGGAGGCUGCAGCAUCAAUUGUACAGGAUAUCCUUGAUACAAAUUGUACAGGGAAAAGUACAAUAGAAGGCAGUGAUGAUCAAGUUGAAUCAAUUACAAAAAAUCCAGGUACUGUUGAAUGCAUUAGAGCUCAAUCAUUUCAAGAACGAUGUGUUUCUAAUCCGAAAAGACAAGAAUAUAUUGAAUGGAAGGAAAAGAUGCUCAAGGCACCAUAACGAUAUGUAUAGAUCUAUGUUAGAUGAAUUUAAAUUUUGAUUUAAUGGCAGAUUGGCAGCACAAGUUAA
Messenger RNA from Amphimedon queenslandica, 855 nucleotides. RefSeq lists its product as uncharacterized. Gene Ontology annotation, cellular component: nuclear origin of replication recognition complex. The coding region runs from base 43 to 786 and encodes 247 amino acids. NCBI's taxonomy places the organism in Eukaryota, Metazoa, Porifera, Demospongiae, Haplosclerida, Niphatidae. The transcript has 6 exons. Gene Ontology annotation, biological process: DNA replication; DNA replication initiation. Gene Ontology annotation, molecular function: DNA binding. The record is from RefSeq and is a predicted model, not a curated record.